AAUAAGCGUAUUUUCUAUUUCUUCUUCCUCAUAUCGCUGUAUUUGUAUCGAAUCAUUAGACGUUAUGUUUUGGAUUAGGAUGAGAGUUAGGAAUACAAUAUACUUAAGUUUAUGCUGGUUCUUCUGUAUCCAAUGCAAAUAUUAUGUGGACGGUAUGUGUGAUUGCUGUUGCAAAGGGGAUAAAAUCAAUAAACCUACUUGUGAUGAUUGCCAAUCCCCUUGCCAACAAGGAGAAUGCAGGAGUAAUAACGAUAGUGAGGAAAAUGUUGUUGUCGCUGUGGUAGUGUCGUGUUGUGUAGUCAUCGUGAUUAUAGCAAUUCUCAUCACAGUUUGUUACUGGAUUCACAAAAAAAACAAAGGAAAGGGAAGAUCGAAUUCAAAAUCAUCUACAGUGAGGUAUUCUGCCGAAAACGAGAAAGUUGACAUUGAAGGUGAAACGAGUGUCGCGACCCAGCCGCUGCCAGCCAUACCUGUACAGAAUCACUACAUUCCAUCCACUUUACAACAGAAUACCUACGAACAAAUUGAUCCUGAAUACAUAGGCCUCCAACAAGACAAGAAUGACGCUUCAUACUCGAUCCUCCAACUAAACAAUGAUGCGAUACCAAAUGGCAACUCCUCAGCAAUUACAGACAUGAGUGAAACUACCAAUCUGAAAUUAGGUGAAGAUAAAAGCGAGACGAUGUUAAACUCAAAUGUCUCGAUCGAUAAACCUAUACCUGCGUAUUAUACUUUGCAAAGAGAUGAGAAUAGUGACGUCACUGAAACGUCACACACAAUUGAGACCAACGGUGGUGGGGAAGCCGAUGAUUAUGCGAUGUUGAGACAAAGUGAUAUUGAAGAAGAAUCAUACAGUAAAUUAAAUCACAACACGCGCAAAACUGUUCCGAAUGACGUAACUGACGACUACAACAAGCUGAUCCCCACCCCUGCGUUCGAUGAAGAGUCUGAAGAAUAUUCCCAUUUUAACAGGACAUCUUUAAACGUGGAUGAAAGCGUCAAGGAUCCCGGCUACGGUAAACUAAACCUUUCUAAAGACGAACCAGCUGAAAGUACAGCUAAAUCGAAUGAUGGUUAUGAAGAAACUUUACCAGGCGACGUUAAACCUAAAUAUGUAACUCCUGGAGGUUCAGAACAAUUAAAAGACAACAACCGGGUGGAAAAAACUAACAAACGGGUUGAAAAAGCCAACAUGAAUAAUGGAUACGAAGAAGCAAUUAUUAAGAACUCAGAUCAACGAGAAGGUAAAUCUAAUGCAGAAAGAGAAAAUCUGAAUAAUGGAUACGAAGAUUGUUAGAGGUUCAAUUUAGCCAGAAGGCAAUAACAAAUUCGGGAAGAGCCAAUGGCGAAAA
This is a messenger RNA of Anneissia japonica, 1352 nucleotides long. RefSeq lists its product as uncharacterized. The record is from RefSeq and is a predicted model, not a curated record. The coding region runs from base 65 to 1297 and encodes 410 amino acids. The transcript has 6 exons. NCBI's taxonomy places the organism in Eukaryota, Metazoa, Echinodermata, Crinoidea, Comatulida, Comatulidae.